AUGACAAGAUGUAGUUUUCAAUUUACUGCUCAUAAACCUGAUUUUAAUAUUACUCUGAUCAAAACAGACCCAGAACCAAUAAUCUAUACAAAUAAUGAUACAAAAUUCAAUAUUUAUCAAACUUUUACUGAAGAUCUUCCAAUUCCGAACUUUGAUCUUACGGAAUGCAGUUUUAUGGUUCUUUCAAAUAAAACUGUCAAACAAACAAUCUCCGAAACAAAGCGUUUCCCACAAGUAACAGGAACUCUUGAAAUUUCAAACUGUAUUUUCAAAGAUAUCGGUAAGGGGUCGAAAGAUAGUGCCGCGAUCAUAGUUCAGAACUCAAAUUAUCUACAUUUAACUCAAAUACCUUAUUUGAACGUUGAAUCAUGUACAUUUUAUAAUCUCUUUUCUCCAGAUUCUCCUGCAGCAAUUAACGCUGCUAAUUUCGUGGGAAAUGCUGACAUAACUAAGAUUUGCUGCAUGAAAUGCAUAGGAAAUGAAUCUUCUGUCUUUUAUUUAGGCGGAUAUGUUAAUAAGACAUCCUUUAACGCUUCUUCGUUAUCGACAAGCCCAGAAGAAUAUAUCAAUGACGUCAAUGCGGGAUUCUCUAUCAAUGGCCCGCUUGGAACUCAAAAUAAUAUUUAUGGAUUAAAUUAUACUCAAGGUUACUUUAUUAAAACCACAUGCUACAUCUCUAAUGAACGGCUAUCAUAUUCUAACUUUGAAAAUCUAUCUAUAAGAGAACCAGGAUCAAGAAUAAUUAUGCAAAACACUUUCCUUUACAGUUUUCGUAAUGUUACAGCUGAAUCAGUCAAUUUCAUAUGGGUUACUUAUGGAAAACUCAUUGAAAUAGGCUUGAAAUACGAUUUUUUUGUUCCUGAUUUUCCAUAUAUGAAUGCUGAGUAUUAUUUUGAUUUCAUAGACUGUGUAUUUGAUCACUCCUCUGUUCCUGAUAAACAUGAGAAGUAUUUCCAUAAUUGCCAAUAUCCAACAGAUAAAGAUCAUGUUUCCUUUGAAACAUUGGAAUUUUCAAAGAAACUAAUGACGAAAUGCAAGACUCCGCAGCUCCAUCCUACACUUUCACCUCUAAUAAUUGCAUCAAUCACAAUUCCUGUCAUAUUAGUCUUGUCCGUGGCCAUAGUUGUAGGAAUUUACUGUUAUUACAGAAAACACCAGAAAGUCAUUGAGUUUAGGUACGAACUCCAGAAAAGACUUGAAACAGACUUUGGAUAA
This is a messenger RNA of Trichomonas vaginalis G3, 1215 nucleotides long. RefSeq lists its product as uncharacterized. The transcript has a single exon. Bases 1 to 1215 code for a protein of 404 amino acids. The record is from RefSeq and is a predicted model, not a curated record. Lineage: Eukaryota; Parabasalia; Trichomonadida; Trichomonadidae.